AUGCACGAAGCUGCCACCAGCAAUUCCUCCUCGUCCAAGCUCCCGCCGCCGAAACGUGCCAGCAUUGGAAAGCCAGCGGCGGCCCUGCUAGCGGGAGGCGGUCUCUUCUCCUUCCUCUACGCCAUUUCCAACCCCGACUCAGAAGACGACCACCACAAAGCCCAGGCUGAAGACAAGGCGGCAUCUCCACCAGCAGCAGCUGACGAGCGCGAUCCCUCCCUGCCACGGUUCCGUCUCACCGACGUCCGCAAGCACAAUGCCUCUUCCGGCUCGCCCUGGGUCACCCACGACGACAAGGUCUACGACAUCACAGACUGGGUGGCCGCCCACCCCGGCGGCGACGUCAUCCUGCGCGCGGCAGGUGGCUCGAUCGACCCCUACUGGAACAUCUUCACCAUCCACAAGGCCGCCCACGUGUACGAGAUCCUGGCCCAGUACCUGAUCGGGUACAUCGACGCCGCCGACCUGGUCGACGGCCGGCCGCCCCGCGACGCCGUCGAGGACCCCUUCGAGAGCGACCCCGUCCGCGACGCCCGCAUGACGGUGCACACCGCCAAGCCGUGCAACGCCGAGCCGCCCAACGACCAGCUCGAGGCCGAGUUCCUGACCCCCAACGAGCUGUUCUACGUCCGCAACCACAUGUGGGUGCCCGUCGUGGACGACCAGAGCGUGGACAAGCACACCCUGACCGUGGAGCUGCCCGACGGCGAGGAGCGCACGUACACGAUGGGCGAGCUGCGGAGGAAGUUCCAGACGCACCGGAUCACGGCCGCGCUGCAGUGUUCGGGGAACCGACGCAACGACAUGACCCGCCACGCCCACAAGACGAACGGCCUCCAGUGGGGCGUGGGCGCCAUCAGCAACGCGGAGUGGGAGGGCGUCCGGCUGAUGGACGUGCUCAAGGACGCCGGGCUGAAAGUGGCAGACUUGCACGACCUCACGGCGGUCCGGCCUCAGAGCGAUGACGAGGGUGCCUCAUUGCCAGACCCGAACACGCACCACGUGCAAUUCUCGGGGCUCGAGGCCUACGGCGCUUCCAUACCUCUAGCCACGGCCCUCGAUCCUCGGAACGACGUCCUGCUCGCCUUCAGCAUGAAUGGCAAGCCCCUCCCGCGUGAUCACGGCUUCCCUCUGCGCGCCGUCGUGCCCGGCCACGUUGCCGCCAGAUCAGUCAAGUGGCUCAGCAAGAUCGUCGUCUCGGACGAGGAGAGCUCGACGCAGUGGCAGAGGCGCGACUACAAGGGCUUUGGUCCAAACGAGGGGCCCAAGCCCGACUGGGACCGGGCCGCGGCUAUUCAGGAGUUGCCCGUCACCAGCGCUGUCACGGGCGUGUGGGUCGGGGAGUCUGUCAGAGACGGAGGCAUCCCGUGCUCGCAAUCGUCGCAAAACGACAUCUCAGAAGAGAGCCCGCCGAUCGCCCUGCAAGGCUACGCCAUGUCCGGUGGCGGGCGUGAGAUCCGGCGAGUAGAUGUAAGUCUGGACGGCGGCAAGACGUGGGACCAGGCCGAGCUGCUGGACGACUGCCCGCCGUCCGCACCUUGCAAAGGGAACAAGGCCUGGGCGUGGAAACGCUGGCGAUACACCAGCAGCCUCCCACAGAUCACGGCCCCGACCGACAGCCAGAAACGGCAGUGUACGACGAUAGUCGUCAAGGCCACCGACGACUCGUACAAUACGCAGCCAGACACCCACGCUGGGGUGUACAAUGUGCGCGGCAAUCUUGCCAACGCCUGGCAUCGAGUCCGCGUUUGUCCCAGCUGUACCGUGACCGAGGCCGGCGACAAGAAAGUCAUCUGGCGAACCGGCAAGACAUUUGGUUGCGGCUUCCAGCAGGAAAAGGAAGACGAGAAGUUGGAAGAAGGGCCCUCACCAUGA
Molecule: messenger RNA, 1875 nt
Organism: Phaeoacremonium minimum UCRPA7
Lineage: Eukaryota; Fungi; Ascomycota; Sordariomycetes; Togniniales; Togniniaceae
Product: putative sulfite oxidase protein
Exons: 2
Coding region: 1-1875 (624 amino acids)
Cellular component (GO): mitochondrion
Molecular function (GO): molybdenum ion binding; oxidoreductase activity
Source: RefSeq, a predicted model, not a curated record